This is a messenger RNA of Rotaria sordida, 1038 nucleotides long. The record is from the annotation of a GenBank genome assembly. Lineage: Eukaryota; Metazoa; Rotifera; Eurotatoria; Philodinida; Philodinidae.
AUGAAAUCGAAUGAUUCAUUAUUAUCAUCUGUUUCUUAUGCGACGAUAUUAUCAAUUUCAAAUCGAAAAUGUGACAGUGGCUUUUCGGAAACAACAUCAUCUAUACAAAUUUCUACAUGUUUUGAACAAAUUCUUGUUGUUGAAAGAACAUAUCAUGAAAAUUUAAAACAAUAUAUUAUUAAAUAUUCUCGACCGUUAAGACGUUAUUUACAUCCAAAUGAAAUUGUUGAUCUUUUUCAAAAUAUUGAAAAAAUUUCAGCUAUAUCACAAUCAAUUGUUCGUCAUUGUGAAAAAUUAUUUGAUGAAGAUAAUACAUUCAAUAUACCAAUAUCAAUAAUUUAUCAAUCAUGUCUUGAUGUUAUGAUCGAUUCAUAUAAUACAUAUAUAUCUCGCAGUAUAGAAGUUCAAGCUAUACUAAAACAAUAUUGUCAUAAAAUUGCAUAUUUUCUUCAAAUACCAAUUGAAUUAGUUAUACAAGAAAUAACAGAAUUUAUUCUAUUACCUAUUCGAUAUAUUUGUAUAUUAAAUGAUUUAUUUCAAUUAUUUGUUAUCGAUUAUACAGAUUUAAUGAAUGAUAUAGAUUGGAAUAUAAUUCAAAAUAUAAGAUAUUUAUCAAAACAAGCGAAUAAUAUUCUUCAUUUAUUAUGUUAUAAUGAAAUAUCAAUAUUAGAAUCAUCACAAGAUACAACAUUACAAUCAGAUAUAUCAUCAAUUAUUGUUCUUCAACGUAUAAAUAAAGAACCAUGGGAAUCAAAACAAAUUGAAUUAUUAGAUUCGAAAUUAGUAUUUACAAAAAUGAAUCAAAUUUCGAGUAUUUGUUUAUCAAAUGUUGUUCAUAUUGAAGAAGAUUCGUUAAAUACGAAAUUAUGUUUAAUAGUAGCAUCAACAUAUUCAAGAUAUUCAUCAAUUACAAUGAUACGUGUAUAUAUACGUUUUCAAGAUAAAAAUGAUUAUUUUAUUUGGUUAAAACAUUUAACAAAUGCUAUUAAAAAAGCAAAAGAUCAAAAUUGGACUGAGAAUAAUGAACUUGUAAUUUGA